Messenger RNA from Paramecium sonneborni, 2407 nucleotides. Lineage: Eukaryota; Ciliophora; Oligohymenophorea; Peniculida; Parameciidae. The record is from the annotation of a GenBank genome assembly.
AUGGAAUUUGAUGAUCAAAUUUUGAAAGCAAUAUAUAAAUUGGCAAUCUAAAAGCCAUUUAAAUAUUUGAUUCAAGAUUUUGGUCGUCCAGCUCUUGCUUAGGUUCAUUUUAGAAAAUUAAUUAAAUAAAUUGACCCUGCAAUAACAAUAACAGAUUGUGACAGAUUCUAUUAGAAAGCAUUAAUUGAUUAUAAGAGUUUAAUAGGAUUGACAGUAGAAAUACUUGAAAAAUUAACAGAAAAUUAAGAAAAGAUUGAAUUAGUAUUAUCUGCAUAGGAUAUCUCAACAAUAGAAAUAAUUAUCUAAAAUUAUAAAUCCAAAAGAUUUGAUAUUGAAAGAGUAUUCAAAUACUUUGAUAAAAAUAAAGAUUUAGCUUUAGAGGAAAGAGAAUUUAAGGAAUUGAUUGAAUUUUACCACCCUUCAAUUACUCUAAAAGAAUAUCAAUCUUUAAGAAAAUAGUUUGGAAAUUUGAAAUUUUCAUGUGAUCAUUUGAGAUAAUUGUUUUAAAACUGGUCAGAGAUUGUGGAUAAUAAAAAUAAAAAUCCAUAAUAAGAAUAAGUGAAAUAUUCAAUAAGAUCAUAAUAAGAUUAAAGGAUAUAAAAGGAGAAAGAAAUUCCUCAUCAACCAUAAGAAAUGGAAGAUGUAGAUUAAUAGGAAGUGAAAGAGGAUGAAGUAGAAUUUGCAGAUUUCUUAAAUAUUGAUUUAAAUAUGAAAGGAGCAAAGGAAUUAAUAUAGAAAAGAGAAGAAUUGAAAAAUUCAAAAUAGGAAUUUGUAGAUAAUGAAUUUCCCCCAUCUGUAAGAAGUUUAGGAAUGAGAUAUUCUUAACUAUCAUGGAAAAGAAUGAGUGACAUUUUUAAAAAUAAGUUAAAAAUGUUUAAUAUUGAUGAUUAAAAGGAUAGCAGAGUAGGAUUAGGGAAAUGGAUUUCUCAUAAAGAUAUUAGAUAAGGUAUAUAAGGAAAUUGUUACUUUUUAGCAUCAGUAAGUACGAUAGCAUGCAGAUGGUAUUUAAAUAUAGAUUAUUCUUAGGCCUGAAGUGAUAAAAGAUUUAUUUAUAAGUUAAAAAGUAAAUUCUUCAAAAUUGUACGCAGUAAGAUUAUGUUAAGAUGGUGAAUGGAAAGUUAUUAUGUUGGAUGACUAUAUUCCUGUUAAUAAUUAAGGAAAUCCAUCAUUUUUAAAAAAUGCUGGAGCAGAAUUGUGGGUAGCUUUAUUAGAAAAGGCUUGGGCUAAAAUGAAUAAUAAUUACACUGAUAUAGAUGGUGGUGAUCCAAGAGAAGUUAUUAAAAGUAUUACAGGUGGUCCAACUUGGCUUAUAUUUACGAAUGCUCCAGAUUUUUCAUAAUAAUUAUAAAAAUUUUCUGACAUGAAAUGUGUUAUGGCAAGUGGUACAUUUAAAUCAAAUCCAAAUUAUGCCAAUUAUGGUUUAGUUGCAGGACAUGCUUAUUCAUUAUUGAAGGUUUAUAAUUUGAAUCAUCCAACUAAAGGAUAAGUUACUAUUUUAAAGAUUAGGAAUCCUUGGGGUUAAAAAGAAUGGAAUGGAGAUUGGAGUGAUGAAAGUUCAUUAUGGACAGAAGAAUUAAAAUAAUAAGUCAAAUUUGGUAAGAAAGAAGAUGAUGGAAUAUUUUAUAUGGAAAUUAAAGAUUUCAAAAGAUAUUUCUAAGCGAUCUUUGUAGGUUAUUUUAGAAAAGAAUAUCUAUAUAACUCUAUAAAAUAAAUGGCUUAAAGAACUAAAACUAUUUAAUAUGAUAUUGAUGUACCAAAUGAUGGAGAAUAUUAUUUCACAGUUCACCAAGAAGCUUUAAGAAGAUAUGCAUAAAACAAAGAUAUCAAAUAUGAAUAUUCUUAUGUAAGAAUAUUAUUAGCAAAAAAUAAUGGAAAAGGAGAUUAAUAAUUUAUUGAUUCGAAACAAUAAAAAGAUAUUUAAGUUCAUUUAGGAGGUAAAUUAACUAAAGGAAAAUAUUCUGUUCAAAUUAAAAUUAAAUGGGCUGUUCCAAGUUGGAAUGAACAUGAAUACUAAUUUAGUGUUUAUGGAUCAGAAUUCUUGAGACCAAAAUAAGUACCUAGAGAUGCAGAAUUAAGAAAAACAGUUAUGUUAUAAGUAGCAAGAGAAAAUAAAAACUUAUAAUUAUUAACCAACGGUUUAUUUUGUUCUAUGGAAACUGUUGUUUCUAAAGGGUAUAGAAUUCCUAUAUAUAUUUUAGAUUAGGUUAUUUCUAUUAUAAAAAUACAACAUAGAAAACAUUCAAAUUAAAGAAUACUUUAUCGAAUAAACAAGGUGUUAAACUCUUAAAACCUGAAGUUGGAGAUAGUUAUUAAAUAGAACUAACUCCUGGAGAAGAUAAAAUAAUACUCUUAAGUUUGGAUCCAAGUGGUGUUGCAUUUACUCCCAAACAUUAAUUGGUCUAAUGAC